AUGGGGUCGUUGCCAAUGAACUGCUUAAUGUUGACUUUCACCAUUUUAUUACAAAUCAAUGGAUUCCAUGGUUGUAUUGAGAAGGAGAGGAGGGGUCUUCUGGAAAUCAAGACAUAUUUUCGAUUGAUGUAUGGUGAAGAAGACACUACGCUUCUUUCAUGGAUUCAUAGAAAAGAGAGUAACUGCUACAAUUGGGAGAGAGUCACCUGUGAUCCAACUAUAGGCAGAGUAGUCGAGCUCGAUCUUAACAAUUCUCUCAUUCCAAAUACUCUUGAUCCCCAAAAUUAUUUUCUUAAUGUCUCCUUAUUUGCCUCUUUUAAAGAAAUAAGAAUUCUUGAUUUAUCUGGAAAUGACUUGCGGAGUUCUACCAAUACUACAGAUCUAUCGGGUUUGUGGAACUUGGAAAUAUUGGAUUUAAGUUAUAACAAGUUUGAGGGUAACCUCUCGUUGCAAGAAAAUGAAAUUGGUACAAUUAAGGAUUAA
Olea europaea var. sylvestris is the source of this 483-nucleotide messenger RNA. Its product is annotated as probable LRR receptor-like serine/threonine-protein kinase At1g74360. The coding region runs from base 1 to 483 and encodes 160 amino acids. Lineage: Eukaryota; Viridiplantae; Streptophyta; Magnoliopsida; Lamiales; Oleaceae. The record is from RefSeq and is a predicted model, not a curated record. The transcript is spliced from 3 exons. Gene Ontology annotation, molecular function: protein binding.